Racocetra persica is the source of this 556-nucleotide messenger RNA. The record is from the annotation of a GenBank genome assembly. Lineage: Eukaryota; Fungi; Glomeromycota; Glomeromycetes; Diversisporales; Gigasporaceae.
AUAUGAUCCAACUCCACAAAUCUACCAGCAUAAUAAUAUAAGCACUCUUCCACCAGGUCAUCGCGCUCAUGAAAUGCCAGAUAAAAUAAUAUUGUGGAUUCAAGAGCUACAAAAUUAUCUAGAAAAUAUUUAUAUAUUAUUUGGGGAUGAAUUAGCUGAUGCUGAGUGUGAGUUAAAUGCAGUAGAUUUUGAAAUAUUUUGUGAAUCCUUACACAACAGAAUCAAACAUGCACUAAGAGGGUUUGUUAAAUGGAUAGAGACCUGGAUUCAUUUGCCUUUAAGCAUUUGUUGGUUAGGAGGAGAAAAUAGACCAGACUUUGCUCGUGCCUUUUUAAAGGUAUUCUUUAAUAAAGAUUCGUCAAAAAUUUCCACUCCCAAAGAAAUCUCCUAUGUCAAACUUCUGAAAGAAGAUUUAUCUAAUAGGCGUUCAACUACAUUUGGACUCUUGGAAGCAUUGUCACACUAUGAUUUUUUUGAAGAGUUCGAAAAUUUUGCAAAUUCUGACAAUGCAGAAUUAGCAAAAUUUUCUCUAAUACACGAAUUUAUUAAAUUUCGC